This is a messenger RNA of Anopheles bellator, 2785 nucleotides long. It is a transcript of the gene Ance-3, whose product is annotated as angiotensin-converting enzyme. The record is from RefSeq and is a predicted model, not a curated record. Bases 1 to 2718 code for a protein of 905 amino acids. Lineage: Eukaryota; Metazoa; Arthropoda; Insecta; Diptera; Culicidae. Gene Ontology annotation, biological process: proteolysis. The transcript is spliced from 10 exons. Gene Ontology annotation, molecular function: peptidyl-dipeptidase activity; metallopeptidase activity. Gene Ontology annotation, cellular component: plasma membrane.
AUGUUGUUGUCCGUGGUGAUAAAGUGCACCAUUUAUGUUGUGGUACUCUCACAAUCCAUCCAUUGUGAGGCGGAUCCCCAGUUGAAUCUUCCGCCGCUGGCCCCAGCGCCGGGACCAUCGGUGAGGACUUCACCCGGGGACAGUGCUGCCGGGGCGAACGGUGCGUUCGAUCGAAGUCGCAGCGAGCGGUUUGGACCUCCGUACGGCGACGAUGACGAUGAGGAGGAACGGCCAAACUAUCCUCAACCGCAGGGUCGGGCUAACAAUGACUACGAUAGACGGGACCGUCCCGACUCGCCCUAUUCGAUCAACGAUCGUAAUCGAUACGAUGGGAACCGUGGGUUCGAUCCCUCGCGGACACCGGAAGCCAGGUACCCGGGAGAUCGCAGUCCCAAUCCGUACGUGCCGGACGUGGAUAAUCCGCAGCUGUACCGCGACCGGGAAGGUAACCGGGGUCCGCCGAAUCGGUUCGUUUCGGACGUGGAAAAUCCGCUGCUCUAUCGCGAUCGUACGCCGUACAAUCCGAACCGUGACGAUGAUCGCAAUCGCUACAAUAACCCCAACAACGUGCGUCCUUACAACCCGAACGAUCCGGGAUUCGAGGGACGCAAUCAGGACCCGAAUUUCCGUGAUCAGGGCUUCCGUGAUCCGAACUAUCGGGACCCGAACCGCGAACGGUACCCGGGAGCGGAUCCAGCCUAUCGUGACCCGGGACGGUUCCCGGGAGAUCCGGGCUACCGUGAUCCCUACCGCAGUCCGGAGGAAGAACGGUAUCGGGCGGAGAACGAGCGACGCUUCCGGGCGGAAAUGGAAAAGUUGCGCUCCUUUCUGGCCGACAUCGAUCGCAAGAGCUCGCUCGAGUGUUCGCUGAACGUUGCGGCCCAGUGGAACUUCGAGACGAACAUCAACGAUGCGACUCAGGUCGAAGCGCUUUCCGCACAGCAGCGAUACAACGACUUUCAACGUCUGCUGUGGGAUCAGAUGCGCCGAAUCGAUCAGACGAAAAUAUUCGACGAUAAGCUCUACCGCCAGGUGCGCCUAAUGUCAAUCAUUGGUCCCAGUGCUCUGCCACCCGAUCAACUCGAUAGGUACAAUCGCAUCGUAAACGAUAUGCUGGCCAUCUUCAACGGUGCGUCGAUUUGUGCGUACGAGCAGCCAUUCGAGUGUGGUCUUCGUCUGCAGCCUCAUCUGAAGGAUAUCAUGGCGAAAAGUCGCGACUGGAACGAACUGCAGUACACCUGGAUCGAGUGGCGCCGGAAGUCGGGCCGAAACAUGCGCGAUCUGUUCGAGCAGCUCGUCGAUUUGACCAACGAUGCUGGGCGGGUCAAUAAUUUCACGGACGCCUCGGCUUACUGGACCUUUCCGUACGAAUCGCGCAACUUCCGCGAGGAGAUGGAACAGGUGUGGCGCGAAAUCCUGCCCCUGUACGAGAUGAUCCACGCGUACGUACGCCGCAAGUUGCGCGAGUUUUACGGGCCGGACAAGAUCAACAAAAACGCCCCGCUACCGGACCACAUCCUGGGCGAUAUGUACGGGCAGAGCUGGCAGAACAUACUGGACAUCGUGAUUCCGUACCCGGGCCGCAGCUUCCUCGAGGUGACGCCUGAGAUGCAGAGGCAGGGCUACAACCCACUGGUGAUGUUCCAGAUCGCCGAGGAGUUCUUCGUGUCGAUGAACAUGUCCGCGAUGCCGCCCGAUUUUUGGGCCAACUCCAUCCUCACGCAGCCCCCGAACCGACCGAUCCUGUGCCAGCCGUCGUCGUGGGACUUUUGCACCGGCAAGGACUACCGGAUCAAGAUGUGCACGCAGGUGACACACAAGGACUUUAUCACGGUGCACCACGAGAUGGCGCACAUACAGUACUUCCUGAACUACCGCAACAAUCCGAAGGUGUUCCGGGACGGUGCCAAUCCAGGUUUCCACGAGGCCCUCGGUGACGCAAUCUCGCUGUCGGUGGCAUCGCCCAAGCAUCUGCAAAACCUGGGGCUCGUCCAGAAGUCGGUCGAUGACACGGCGCACGACAUCAACUUCCUGUUUUCGCUGGCCAUGGAGAAGGUGGUCUUUCUCCCGUUCGCGCUCGCCCUUGAAGCCUGGCGGUACGACGUGUUCAGCAAGCGAAUACGCAAGGAGCAGUACAAUUGUCACUGGUGGUUGCUAAGGGAAGAGUACGGUGGUGUUAAGCCGCCCGUGCUGAGGUCCGAACUUGACUUUGACCCUGGUGCCAAGUACCACGUCGCGGCGAACAUACCGUACAUCAAGUAUUUCUUCUCGAACGUGCUGCAGUUUCAAAUCUAUCGCUCGCUUUGCACCGCCGCCGGACAGUACGACCCACAGGACCCCACGAAGCCGUUGCAUAAGUGUGACAUCUACCGCCAGCCGGCGGCCGGCAACAUUCUCAAAAAGCUAAUGGAGCGCGGCACGUCACAGCCGUGGCAGCAGGUCCUGCAGGAGGUGAUCGGCGAGGGCCGGCUGGACGGGUCGGCGUUGCGUGAAUUUUUCCGCCCGCUCGAGGAGUGGCUGCGGAACGAGAACCUGCGCAACAACGAGUACGUCGGCUGGAUCUACGACGGGGACUACUGCAAGCACAGCAUCGAGACGGCCAACCUGCAAGUGUUUGGCGGGUUCUACAAUGUUGCCGUGCAGGCGCAGCUAACCAGCUGGCUGGUGCUAACGAUUUCCUGCUUGAUCAGUGCCCUUGUGCGCCAUCAGCUAGCAUAAGCAACAUAACCGUUGUCCCGCUUCGUAGCAAAAUAGAGAUAGGAAAUGAACCGCACCGUGCGUAGAG